AUUGAAUUCCGAUGACGACAGCAGAGCUAUUCAGCUCGAGACUUGCUCACGUAUAUACUGGCUCCUACCACUUUUGUGCGAGAUUUGGAUUAUAUAUGUGUGACUAUAUACAUUUACGCUUGUCAUAUAUGGGGUAAGGAGACAAAUCGGGUAAACAUGAGCGUUUUACCUUUACGACGCCGCACUAGUAGCUCGAGCCAGGCGGUCAAAUACACCCCUUGCUCAAACGGUGAUCGCUCAGACGAUGAUGAGCUUAAUGAUAUCUCUGUGUUGAGUACGAAUGGAAAAGACCCGGGAGGAGCAGAAAACGGAGUAUAUGAUCGAGAAGGAGACGAUCUUUCGGUUGGAAUGUCGGAUAACUUGACGUUAAGUCACGAUGGAGAUAGUAUGGAUAACGACCUUCACCACUCUCAUAUUGUAACUGCUAAUGGGCCAAGAAUGCUCCCGGGUCCCGGGAGUAGUCCAAGCCCAGGAACACCUCGAGGUGAUAGAACUAAGCUCAUUGGCGCUAGACUCAGCUCUAGUGGAAAAAUAAACCUAUCUUCGCCAGUAUACACGGGAAAGGUUAUAGAACAACGGGCUCGGACAAGGUCUAGUUCAAAACAAAGUUUAAUUGAUAUAGUUAAUCGAGUCACAGGUAGAAAAAAUUUAAGUUAUUCCAAAGAAGAAGUCGCAUUUUUAAAUAAGGCUCGCUCAAACGACACGAUGUCGUCACAUAAUGUCCAUAACGUCAACGUGCGAAAAAUACGUCGCAAAGAACUCCACGAAAAAUUUGGCGGUAAAAAGAAAUUAGAAAGUAUUGAAACAAUGACAAAUGUAACCGUGAAAGAAGGUUGUAAAUGGACGUUUGUGUUUGACCCUGCUGGAAGAUUAGCGUAUUGGUGGUCAUUAGUUAUAAGUCUAGCAUUCUUGUACAAUUUCUGGGUCAUCAUAUAUAGAUCGGCUUUUGACGAAAUUAGAGAAGAAACUGUCGCUAUAUGGUUUACUUUGGAUUAUUUCGCAGACCUGUUAUAUAUGAUGGAUAUAGCGUUUCACUUCCGGACUGGAUAUCUAGAGGAUGGAGUACUGCAAACGGAUAGUACGAAACUACGGAUACAUUAUAUGAAUACCACUAUAUUUUACAUCGAUCUUUUAUGCUUACUUCCUUUAGAUUUUUUAUACCUCUCGGCGGGAUUUCAAUCAAUUUUUAGAUUCUUUAGAUUAGUGAAGAUAUAUCGUUUCUGGAAUUUCCUCGACAGAACAGAAAGACAUACAAAUUAUCCAAAUACUAUUCGCUCAUCUAAAGUGUUACACUAUCUGCUAGCUAUUUUUCAUUGGAACGCAUCGCUUAUUCACCUCGUAAUGCCAAAUAUUUCCAACUCAAAUUACGAACAGAAUUAUUUAAUAGUUGAUAGGAACUCGACAGUCCAAGAAAAGGAAGUUGUGUUUGUAUAUUUGAAUUCUCUCUACUGGAGCGUAUUAACGCUUACUACUAUUGGAGAACUACCUCGACCAGAAAGGAAGGAAGAAUAUUUAUUUGUGAUCUUUGAACUGGUGGCAAGUUUGUUACUGUUCGCUACCGUCCUUGGGCACAUUGCUAACAUUGUCGCUAGUGUCAGUGCUUCGCGGAAAGAAUUCCAAGCUAAACUCGAUGGUGUAAAAACGUACAUGUCACUAAGGAGAGUACCUCUACACCUCCAAGACAGGGUUAUAAAAUGGUUCGACUACCUGUGGAUAUCCAACAAAUCAUCGGACGAAAACAAAACACUGAAACUGCUCCCAGAAAAGCUGAAGGCUGAGAUUGCCAUUCACGUUCACUUGGAUACUCUUAAACGGGUGGAUAUAUUCCAAAAUACUGAAGCGGGGUUUCUGUGCGAGCUCGUCCUACGAUUAAAACCAGUUCUCUUUUCCCCGGGAGAUUACAUCUGUAGAAAAGGCGAAGUUGGAAAAGAAAUGUAUAUAGUAAAUAGAGGCCGCCUCCAGGUUGUGGCAGAUAACGGUAAAACGGUUCUUGCAACCUUAAAGCCAGGGUCCUAUUUUGGAGAGAUCAGUAUACUCAAUAUGGGGACUGCGGGGAAUAGGCGGACAGCCUCAGUUCGAUCUGUAGGAUAUUCCGAUUUAUUCUGCUUGUCAAAAAAGGAUCUCUGGGACGUUUUAAAGGAGUACCCAGCCGCAAGGGUUAAACUAGAAUCGAUUGCUGUGAAGCGACUAGAAAAAUAUAAAAAAGCGCCAUUAGAAAAAGCUGCCAUAGCGAGAAGUAAAAGUACCCCGGGGUUAAUCGAAUCAGCUGGAAAGGUACCCUUACAGGCAAUGGUCGUCUCACGGCACUACACCCCUCCGCACACAACGAGCUCAUACGGGCAGUCCUCCAAAGAUUGCCAAUGUAGUGGAAGUUUAGGAUCUAACGAGUCAACGAGAAGCGACAGUGACAAUAAUGGGCAGGGUUGUCCCGUACACAGGAACGCACUACGGGAGGGAUCAGCGACUCCGGAUAAACCCGACGAAACUGAGUCGUGUUCCUUCAAUCAGCGACAUAAUAAUAUGCUUCCACAAUUAAACACUGGAUUAUCAAAAUCUCGAACCCAAUCUAGCAUGGCGUCUGAAACUACUUCGCGGAGAUCGCCUGACAGAGGAACUGUGUCGCCACCUAUGUCACCGGUCUCGACUACGUCACUUCCGCAAAGUCAUCCAAUGGCUGUUCCACCUUGUGUGCCAAACCUCAGUAUAUCACCAAGUGCAAAUGAUGGAGUUACCCACAAUCCUCCUUUUACCAGCACACCAUAUGCAGCAUAUACUCAAAUGAAUGUAUCUCAAACACUGCUAACACCCCAUCCAUAUCAGGGUUCUAUAUCAGUCAGUCCCUGUCCAUCGGCAGGCUCUUCAUACCCUCCAUCAUCACCAAAUCCAAUAAUGUAUUCUCAGUUAUCACCGAUUCCACAAGGAUCACCCAUUCCAACGAACAACCUUGCCAUCACGCCAACUCCAACAAGUGGUGGACACACUCUGUUUCCAUUCAACAACAUUAGCCCUAGUCCAAAUAUGGCAGCCAGUAUGACGUCAUUAUCACGUGACCAAUCACGUGAUAUGUCCCAAGAUAUUUUGCUCCAGGAAAUACAGAGAUUACGUGAUAGGUUGGUUACCUUAGAAACGGAAAACACAACAAUGAGUAUAAAAUUGAACCAACAGCAAUGGGAGGUUGAACAUAGGUUAGCAGAAAUCGAGAUGCAUAUAUGUGGAAGUGAUAGUCUUAGCAAUGGAGAAGACGAGAACUCAAACUCUAAAAUGGAACCGGUUAACAAGGAAUCCAUUAUCUAGCCCAAUUAUCCAUUGUUCCAAUAUACAGUACACAUAAUCUAUAAUUCCAUCUGCAUUGACUACAUGUAUUCCAUAAAAAAUUCCGAUUGUAUAGUUCAUUCAUGUGUGCAGUGUCGUUGAUCGUCGAUUAGUAUGCGUAUAUUACCAAGGCAAUGAUCCAAAUGCAUGCACCAUCACGCAAACUUGCAAUUAACAUACUUCGGUAUAUUCCUCCAUGGACAAUCUAGCAUUCAUUGUACACGAUCGAAACAGCACGGUCAUCAAUCGAUCAUAACUGAUCAAACAAACCCGCAGAUAGUUUGCACAUGCGUAAUUUAGACAACCAGUUCACGAUUCUUGAAAUUCAAUUCCCGGCCGCGGACUUAUUUCUUGUCUGUGGGUUUACCUUAACAUAUUGGCUUGAAUUGAAGUGAGUGUGUGAGUUUUUUUUUUCUAACACGAAAAUGACCGAAGAUGCUUUAAGGAACCAAUCAAAUUCCUUUAAGGGUCAGAUCUUUUGCAAUCUUGCGUGCCGUUAGCCAUAAGUUAGUACCCCGUAGAAUCGAUGAUAGAUGCAGAGCUAAUGUAAAGUAUCUCCCAGUUAGCUUCAGGUUUACAUUUCUAGCUUAUUGUGAUAAAUAUACGG
Owenia fusiformis is the source of this 3919-nucleotide messenger RNA. NCBI's taxonomy places the organism in Eukaryota, Metazoa, Annelida, Polychaeta, Sabellida, Oweniidae. The record is from the annotation of a GenBank genome assembly.